This is a messenger RNA of Prunus dulcis (almond), 1461 nucleotides long. RefSeq lists its product as uncharacterized. The transcript has a single exon. The record is from RefSeq and is a predicted model, not a curated record. Gene Ontology annotation, molecular function: glycosyltransferase activity. The coding region runs from base 1 to 1461 and encodes 486 amino acids. NCBI's taxonomy places the organism in Eukaryota, Viridiplantae, Streptophyta, Magnoliopsida, Rosales, Rosaceae.
AUGGCCUCCAAUUACAACAAACCCAAGAAACCCUUUUCCUCUUCUUCAUCAAAACUAUGCACCAUUCUUUUCUUCAUUGUCCUCUUCACCAUCCCAGCUCUUUUUCUCUUCCAUACAUACACCACCUCCACUUCCAUUUGCACCACUUUCCCCACCCAUCCCAAGCUGUGGUCCGGCGAUCUUCGUACCGCUCUGUUUUCAUGGAACCACCUUCCCUUUCUUCACCAUCAAGACCACCCUCGCCUCAAAAUCGCUGUGUUCUCCAAAAAAUGGCCUCUUGGCACUGUCCCCGGAGGCAUGGAACGCCAUGCCAUCACUCUACACAAAACCCUUGCCCUCCUCGGCCACCAAGUCCAUGUCUUCACCUCCCCACAAGAGCUGAUCAAACAUCAUCCUCCAAGUCCUUCGUCACCGUUCAUCCAUUUCCACGAGGGUGAGCCGGGGAUUUGGCUUUACAACAUGGCAUGGGAACAAUUUUUGGAGCAAAACCAACGUGAAAAAUUCGACGUGGUUCACUCCGAAAGUGUGGCGCUUCCUCAUUGGCUGGCCCGGGGCCUCCCAAACCUUGCAGUGUCAUGGCAUGGCAUAGCCCUAGAGAGCUUGCACUCAUACAUCUUCCAAGACUUGGCACGUAACCCUAGCACGGAGCCUAUGUCCCCAUCUUUCAACAAAAGCAUACAAGGGUCGGUUCCAAAGGUGUUGAAUGAGAUUAGGUUUUUCCAAAACUAUGCACAUCAUGUUGCUACAAGUGAUAGUUGUGGAGAGAUGCUGAGGGAUGUGUACCAAAUACCAAACAAAAGAGUCCAUGUGAUAGUCAACGGUGUAAAUGAAGCUGAGUUUGGUCAAAAUAGUAAAGUAGGACACGAGUUUAGAUCUAGAAUUGGCAUACCACAAAAUUCUAGUAAUUUAGUAUUUGGAGUGGUUGGAAGAUUAGUGAAGGACAAAGGCCAUCCUAUACUUUAUGAAGCAUUCUCUAAGCUCAUAGCUAAGUACCCUUCAAAUGUGUACUUGAUCGUGGCGGGUUCCGGGCCAUGGGAGCAAAGGUACAAAGAUUUGAAGUCUAAUCGAGUUCUAGUACUUGGUUCUAUGAGUUUGUCUAAGUUACAUGCGUUUUAUAACGCGAUUGAUAUUUUUGUGAACCCUACACUUAGACCACAAGGUAUCGAUCUGACUCUCACGGAGGCGAUGAUGAGCGGGAAGCCAAUUAUGGCAUCAAGGUUUCCAAGCAUCAAAGGUACUAUAGUUGUGGAUGAUGAAUAUGGUUUUAUGUUUUCUCCCAACGUGGAGUCGUUGUUGGAAGCUUUGGAAUUGGCUGUGAAUGAAGGGCCAAAGAGGGCAGCACAAAGAGGAAAGGCAUGCUUGGAAUAUGCAAAUUCCAUGUUUACAGCAACCAAGAUGGCAUUAGCAUACGAGAGGUUGUUUCUUUGUAUAAAAAAUGAAACAUUUUGUACCUACCCUUGA